CAGCGGGGCCGGGGCGGGGCCGAGCGCGGCGCAGCCGAGCGGGGCACAGCAUCCUGCGCCCCGGCGCGGGGCCCUGCGGUAGCCUCGGGCCCCUCCCCUGGACCCGCCGCAGAGCCAGUGCAGAAUACAGAAACUGCAGCCAUGACCACGCACGUCACCCUGGAAGAUGCCCUGUCCAACGUGGACCUGCUUGAAGAGCUUCCCCUCCCCGACCAGCAGCCAUGCAUCGAGCCUCCACCUUCCUCCAUCAUGUACCAGGCUAACUUUGACACGAACUUCGAGGACAGGAAUGCAUUUGUCACGGGCAUCGCAAGGUACAUUGAACAGGCUACGGUCCACUCCAGCAUGAAUGAGAUGCUGGAAGAAGGACAUGAGUAUGCGGUCAUGCUGUACACCUGGCGCAGCUGUUCGCGGGCCAUUCCCCAGGUGAAAUGCAACGAGCAGCCCAACCGAGUAGAGAUCUAUGAGAAGACAGUGGAGGUGCUGGAGCCGGAGGUCACCAAGCUCAUGAAGUUCAUGUAUUUUCAGCGCAAGGCCAUCGAGCGGUUCUGCAGCGAGGUGAAGCGGCUGUGCCACGCGGAGCGCAGGAAGGACUUUGUCUCUGAGGCCUACCUCCUGACCCUGGGCAAGUUCAUCAACAUGUUUGCUGUCCUGGAUGAGCUAAAGAACAUGAAGUGCAGCGUCAAGAACGACCACUCUGCCUACAAGAGGGCAGCACAGUUCCUGCGGAAGAUGGCAGAUCCCCAGUCUAUCCAGGAGUCGCAGAACCUUUCCAUGUUCCUGGCCAACCACAACAGGAUCACCCAGUGUCUCCACCAGCAACUUGAAGUGAUCCCAGGCUAUGAGGAGCUGUUGGCUGACAUUGUCAACAUCUGCGUGGAUUACUACGAGAACAAGAUGUACCUGACCCCCAGUGAGAAACACAUGCUCCUCAAGGUGAUGGGCUUUGGCCUCUACCUAAUGGAUGGAAAUGUCAGUAACAUUUACAAACUGGAUGCCAAGAAGAGAAUUAAUCUUAGCAAAAUUGAUAAAUUCUUUAAGCAGCUGCAGGUGGUGCCCCUUUUCGGCGACAUGCAGAUAGAGCUGGCCAGAUACAUUAAGACCAGUGCUCACUAUGAAGAGAACAAGUCCAAGUGGACGUGCACCCAGAGCAGCAUCAGCCCCCAGUACAAUAUCUGCGAGCAGAUGGUUCAGAUCCGGGAUGACCACAUCCGCUUCAUCUCCGAGCUCGCUCGCUACAGCAACAGUGAGGUGGUGACGGGCUCAGGGCUGGACAGCCAGAAGUCAGACGAGGAGUAUCGCGAGCUCUUUGACUUAGCCCUGCGGGGUCUGCAGCUUCUAUCCAAGUGGAGCGCCCACGUCAUGGAGGUGUACUCUUGGAAGCUGGUUCAUCCCACAGACAAGUUCUGCAACAAGGACUGUCCUGGUACCGCGGAGGAAUAUGAGAGAGCCACACGCUACAAUUAUACCAGUGAGGAAAAAUUUGCCUUCGUUGAGGUGAUCGCCAUGAUCAAAGGCCUGCAGGUGCUCAUGGGCAGGAUGGAGAGCGUCUUCAACCAGGCCAUCAGGAACACCAUCUACGCGGCAUUGCAGGACUUCGCCCAGGUGACGCUGCGUGAGCCCUUGCGGCAGGCGGUACGGAAGAAGAAGAACGUCCUCAUCAGUGUCCUACAGGCAAUUCGAAAGACCAUCUGUGACUGGGAGGGAGGACGAGAGCCCCCCAAUGACCCAUGCUUGAGAGGGGAGAAGGACCCCAAAGGUGGAUUUGACAUCAAGGUGCCCCGGCGUGCUGUGGGGCCAUCCAGCACACAGGCCUGUCAGUGGUCCCCGAGGGCUUUGUUUCACCCCACUGGUGGCACACAGGGCCGAAGAGGCUGCCGAUCCCUGCUGUACAUGGUGCGGACCAUGCUUGAAUCGCUCAUCGCAGACAAAAGCGGCUCCAAGAAGACCCUGAGGAGCAGCCUCGACGGACCCAUUGUCCUCGCCAUAGAGGACUUUCACAAACAGUCCUUCUUCUUCACACAUCUGCUCAACAUCAGUGAAGCCCUGCAGCAGUGUUGUGACCUCUCCCAGCUCUGGUUCCGAGAAUUCUUCCUGGAGUUAACCAUGGGCCGACGAAUCCAGUUUCCCAUCGAGAUGUCCAUGCCCUGGAUUCUAACGGACCAUAUCCUGGAAACCAAAGAACCUUCCAUGAUGGAGUAUGUCCUCUACCCUUUGGAUCUGUACAACGACAGCGCCUACUAUGCUCUGACCAAGUUUAAAAAGCAGUUCCUGUACGAUGAGAUCGAAGCUGAGGUGAACCUGUGUUUUGAUCAGUUUGUCUACAAGCUGGCAGACCAGAUCUUUGCUUACUACAAAGCCAUGGCUGGCAGUGUCCUGUUGGAUAAACGUUUUCGAGCUGAGUGUAAGAAUUAUGGUGUCAUCAUUCCGUAUCCACCGUCCAAUCGCUAUGAAACACUGCUGAAGCAGAGACACGUCCAGCUGUUGGGUAGAUCAAUUGACUUGAACAGACUCAUUACCCAGCGCAUCUCUGCCGCCAUGUAUAAAUCCUUGGACCAGGCUAUCAGCCGCUUUGAGAGUGAGGACCUGACCUCCAUUGUGGAGCUGGAGUGGCUGCUGGAGAUUAACCGGCUCACGCACCGGCUGCUCUGUAAGCAUAUGACGCUGGACAGCUUCGAUGCCAUGUUCCGGGAGGCCAAUCACAAUGUGUCCGCCCCCUACGGCCGUAUCACCCUGCAUGUCUUCUGGGAACUGAACUUUGACUUUCUCCCCAACUACUGCUACAAUGGGUCCACGAACCGUUUUGUGCGGACUGCCAUUCCUUUCACCCAAGAACCACAACGAGACAAACCUGCCAACGUCCAGCCUUAUUACCUCUAUGGAUCCAAGCCUCUCAACAUUGCUUACAGCCACAUCUACAGCUCCUACAGGAAUUUCGUGGGGCCACCUCAUUUCAAGACUAUCUGCAGACUCCUGGGUUAUCAGGGCAUCGCUGUGGUCAUGGAGGAACUGCUAAAGAUUGUGAAGAGCUUGCUCCAAGGAACCAUUCUCCAGUAUGUGAAAACACUGAUAGAGGUGAUGCCCAAGAUAUGCCGCUUGCCCCGACAUGAGUAUGGCUCCCCAGGGAUCCUGGAGUUCUUCCACCACCAGCUGAAGGACAUCAUUGAGUACGCAGAGCUCAAAACAGACGUGUUCCAGAGCUUGAGGGAAGUGGGCAAUGCCAUCCUCUUCUGCCUCCUCAUAGAGCAAGCUCUGUCUCAGGAGGAGGUCUGCGAUUUGCUCCAUGCUGCACCCUUCCAAAACAUCUUGCCUAGAGUCUACAUCAAAGAGGGGGAGCGCCUGGAGGUCCGGAUGAAACGUCUGGAAGCCAAGUAUGCCCCGCUCCACCUGGUCCCUCUGAUCGAGCGGCUGGGGACCCCUCAGCAAAUCGCCAUCGCUCGCGAGGGUGACCUCCUGACCAAGGAGCGGCUGUGCUGUGGCCUGUCCAUGUUCGAGGUCAUCCUGACCCGCAUUCGGAGCUACCUGCAGGACCCCAUCUGGCGGGGCCCACCGCCUACCAAUGGCGUCAUGCACGUCGAUGAGUGUGUGGAGUUCCACCGGCUGUGGAGCGCCAUGCAGUUCGUCUACUGCAUCCCUGUGGGAACCAACGAGUUCACAGCUGAGUUAAGAGACUUGGCCCAAAGACAGGCCUGCUUAGUAGCUGUACUCCUGGCCCAAGAUGAGGCUCCCUCCCUCCCUGCUCUCCUCCCCCACCUCUCACUCCAGCUGCUUCCUCCCCCUGCUCCCAGGCAGUGUUUCGGCGAUGGCUUGAACUGGGCUGGUUGCUCCAUCAUCGUCCUACUGGGCCAGCAGCGUCGCUUCGACCUGUUCGACUUCUGUUACCACCUGCUAAAAGUGCAGAGGCAGGACGGGAAGGAUGAAAUAAUUAAGAAUGUGCCCCUGAAGAAGAUGGCCGACCGGAUCAGGAAGUACCAGAUCUUGAACAAUGAGGUUUUUGCCAUCCUGAACAAGUACAUGAAGUCCGUGGAGACAGACAGUUCCACUGUGGAGCAUGUGCGCUGCUUCCAGCCACCCAUCCACCAGUCCUUGGCCACCACUUGCUAAGCAGAAGAUCCUGCAGACCCUUAUCUGGAGGAGGAAGAGAAGCAGGAGAGAGAAAGCCACAGCCAGCCUGCCACAGGAUCCAACUGGACAACGUGUGGGAUGGACCUGGAAACAAGCACCUCCCCAAACACAUCACCACUCCCUAGGGCGGGGCCUGUGCAUGCUCUCCCAUGACAUCUCCAUGCUGGUUUCUCCAUAGCAUAAAUGAAAAAGAAAAAAAAAAAAAAAAAACGUAAA
Molecule: messenger RNA, 4341 nt
Organism: Symphalangus syndactylus (siamang)
Lineage: Eukaryota; Metazoa; Chordata; Mammalia; Primates; Hylobatidae
Gene: CYFIP2
Product: cytoplasmic FMR1 interacting protein 2
Biological process (GO): regulation of actin filament polymerization
Molecular function (GO): small GTPase binding
Source: RefSeq, a predicted model, not a curated record